UUCUACCAAAUUCCGCACUUCUGUAGGUCUCUGCCCUAAAUACAUUAAUUUUCAUCUUACUCCAGUCUCGGAUGAUGUUUUUCGUGCUAAAUACGUCCUUCGUGGCUAUUGUACAUCGUUUAGGGAGUGAGCAGCGAAAGAAGUAACAUCUCUCUUCUUUCGUGAACGAUUCAAGGUACUGAAAAAGAAUUUAGUUCUGCUACGCUGCAGGAUGUACGGAUUACGUAGCGAGGAUCCCGCACUGACUUCCAGAGGCGCUUUCAGACCCAGUGGGAUGAGGUGCCGAGGCAGAAACCGCUCAUGACGACCACCUGUUCCACCUGUCGCCACAAAGCGGGCAGCCGUUGACUCGCAGCAGGUGGAGACUUCAGUACUGCGGCACGCAGUUCCGUGCAGCGUCGUCAGUUUCCAGGCGCAGACACCGAUCGCGACUUGGGUAAUCGUUCUUGAUUACCAUUCAACAUAGACAAGGCUAUGGUGGCGUGGAAACGUAAAACCUACUGUAUAGAUGUGGCGCACGUGAAGUUGAAGUUAUUUCAGACUUUUCCAAACUGGGACACAGUGAACUAGGAACUUACCUCAUGGAGCUGAUUCAUAUUUUGUCAGUACAGAGAUGUCGUCAUGGUACCUACUGCAAGACUUCAGGCAGCUGCAGGCAAUUCUCCUUUACCUACGCGGUUGCAGACGCACAGGGAAUUUGAAAAAGGCGGACACGGGUCGACUCGUAUCGAACGCCAGCCGAGCGCCGCCGACCGUCGCCGAAGCGCGUUCGGGCCGCACUGCGCAGAACGCGACGACUUCCGUCCGCUGGCGCGCAGCGGACGAACCGGCCCGCUCGGCGGCGGCCAUGUUGGCGUCACCGUCGACGGCGGCCCACGUGGGACGUGACGAAACCGUCGGACGACGCCAGCGCGCCGCGACGCACCGCCCAGAAAAGCGCGGAAUAUUCAUUUCUGCACAUCUAUGGGUACUACACAAAUGGUGGUGUAAUGGCGGACUGCUGCUGUUACAGUGGCCUCUGAGCAGGAGAAAGCGCAAUGUGUUUGGUGGUUUCGUGAGACACGGUCGUCUGUCAGUGUUCGGUGUCACUACGGAAGUUCCUGUGGUUGGGAUCCACGGGGGCCAUCUCGAUGGUCGACGGUGUCAACCUAGCUGAACGAUACCCGACCCUUGUUGCUGUGGCUUACAGAACGUUGGCUACGAUGAGCAGAACAAGUUCUUCAUCUGUGCAACUGGAAGCAACGAUUUACUUCUGGAAACA
Molecule: messenger RNA, 1261 nt
Organism: Schistocerca gregaria
Lineage: Eukaryota; Metazoa; Arthropoda; Insecta; Orthoptera; Acrididae
Exons: 8
Coding region: 614-1156 (180 amino acids)
Source: RefSeq, a predicted model, not a curated record